UCGGAAUCGGUAAUAAAAACAAAUAGAGAAUUUAUAUUUUUGUUACAUUUUGAUAGAUUUUUGUUUGGAAACAUAUAAUUUAGUGCAUCUGCAAAGUGUAAAUGAUAAGUGAAUUGAAAUAAAUGCAAAUAGUAAGUUCUAAUACGUUGAAUAGUUCACUAUGCAAAGUGGAGGAGUAUGUUUGUAGAAGAAACGGAAAUGGUUAAAAACUGCUGGAGGAGAUAAAAGAAGAGCGAGCAAAAGAAUUGGCUAGAAACUCGUACAAAGAGGAGAAAUGGAAAGCAAAGCGAUAGUAAAUAGCAAUAAAAAUAAAUAUAUACCUGUUAGUAGAGGAGGUGGAGGAUCUGCCUGAGAAAGGUAACAUCGAAGAAGGAAUUGAAAUUGACGCAAUACGAUGAAGAAGUGAGCGAUAGCAAGUGAAUGAAAUGCUUGACGUACGGAUGCGAAAGAAUAGAACAAUUCACUAUUGAAUUGAAAGCAUACGUUUCAACGAAAAAAAAAUGUUUGUGCGGGAAAAUAAGAGUAAAUACAUAAGUGCAAAAUAUAAAUGAAUAAAGAGUUAGAUUAUUAUAAAAACACACAAAGUCAAUUCAACGAAAAAGGAGCCAGUGAAGUGGCUGGGCAUUAAUGCAGUGCAGUAUCGUGUCGCCGUAUCUGUGUAUGAUUGGGCGUGUUUAAGUGUUUGUGCACCCGAGAAUACGGCAAAGGCAAAAGUGAAAACUUGCUUAUUUGUCGUCGUCGUUGCUGCCAUCAUCGUUGGUCGUUGUCGUCGUUGUAUUUUCGCAUAUUUCGCGACGGCAAAACUACGAAUGUAUUUCGCUAAAUAACCAGCCAACCAACCAAAUAGCCAGCCAGCCAGUUUUGGCCGCGGCUUUGUAUUCGGCAAUAAAAAAUAAAGUUAAAUUCCUGGAACUCGAAUUUGCGAAAUUGAAAGGCGCGCGCGUGUUUUUCGCAUACUUAAACAUAAAAACUUUAAGAGGAUAUUUGUGAACUUUUGAAACCGACUUGAAAAUACAUGAAUUACAAGUGUUUGAAAAGAUUUUAAAGUGCUGCUGGCCAGUGAAUUGGAAACGGUCCAAAGAUAUAUUUGCACCAAGGGGGGGCCCUUCGACCGACCGUCGCAUUUGCCACCGCAUCGCUAAACCACAGAGGCGGGAUUAUGUCAUUUUGUAUGUGUUUGUAUGUAUGUGUAAAAUUCCAACUAAUUAAUAAAUCGAAAUGUUAUAAAGCGCCACAACGAAUCAGUUUCGUGAAUUAAAUAUUUUUUUUCAUGAAAGUGCUUAACUACAGACAUCAGCAUAAAAAGCAUUGCGAAAAUGUAGCUAAAACGAGAAUAGUAAUCAACUACUUUCAAAUCAAAAUAAGUUAUAGUGCAAAAAAUCUGCAUUUAGAAAAUGUUUUCAGUGAAAUUGCGUCGCAAUUCAGUCGCUGGCGAUGCAGUGCUUCGUAAAAAUUCCCACAUUAGAAAAAGCAGUAAGAAAUUUAAUAAAACGAAAUUUUGCGACGGCAAAUCACGAAAGCAAGCACGUUGUUUUCAGGUUGUUGAUUUGUCAAGCAACCUUAAAAGUUAGAAGAUCGAAAUCCACAAAAUAAUAAGUAAUUAUAGAAUUAUUGUUUGUGAUCGCAAUUAAAUGGCAACAUUCAAUGGUCAUAGCACUUCCAACGCUACGGAUUUGUUGGGAUCCUCGGUUGCCGUCGCUGCUGCCACAGAGCAUUUUGAACGCAGCACUGCUGCGGCUACUACAACGUUUCUGUUACCCUCCACGGCGACGGCAAAUGGAGCGCCGUUGCAUUUAGAGCCUUUUAGUCUUGCUGGUGGUCCACAUUUUGUCACAACCACUACAUCACCAUUAAGUGGUGCAAAUGCUGGCCAUCAUCAUCAUCCACAUCAACAACAACAGCAUCACCACCAUCAACAAACCAAUUCCACUUCAACCAGUUAUACAUUCGUACAAAUUAAACGCGAACCUUGCCAAGUGUCGGAGGUUACCUCUGCUAAUUGCCAUCAAACACAACAGCAACAGCAUCAUCAGCAGCAUCACGUGUCUACAUCAUCGACAGGUGGCAGUGGCAUUGGUAUUGGAGUUGGCAUGGGUGUUGGUGUAGCUUCAUCAACAUCCAGUUGUUCGGCUUCCAUAUCAGCGGCUUCCAAAACGAUGUCAUCGUCGUCAACGCUAACAACGCUGGUGAAGAUUGAGGCUUCCUCACCGAAGGUGAAUGAAAUGGAUAAAACACCAACUGUGAAUACACUUGCCGCAGCGCCAACAAUGUCUAACACAAAUAACACGGUGCCUAUUGGCAUUGCCGUGGCGCGUAAACGACCACAAGAAACGGCGGGCACUCUCUCUAAUGCUGCACCGAUUCCAAUGCAACAAACGCUUAAUAAGGAUAUGAAUUGCUUUGGUAUACGCGUGGCGGAUUUAGGUGGUGUUAGCACUGGCUGCAGCAACAUCUAUUUUACAGGCAACGGUGACUUAGUGACUGGUUCAGCGACCGCCGAGGAGUUGGCGCUCAGCGCCGCUGGUGUUCAGAGUGUGAAUCGUGCACCGUCAACCUUUUGGCAAUAUCAAAAUGCGCUUCCCAUCGAGUCAGUGAUUUCCAUGUCUCCAGCUACUGUGGGUUUGCAGUAUUCGCGCGAUGCAAGUCGCAGUCAAGUGGUACUUUUGCCGGCUACACCAGCCGCCUUAGGCAUAUCAAAUUUUCCAAUCUAUACACCCACAGAUCCGUUCCAACAGGCGGCGGCUUUCGUUUGGCCAUCAUACAUACCGCAGGGUACAACGCCGGCUUCUGCCGCUGCGGCCGCCACCCUACAGCCGCCGCCCAAUUUUAUAUUCCCUUCAAUGAGCCCACACUCGACGCUACAGCCGCAGUCUUACGCCACGUCACUCCAACUUUUCGGCUCGAAUUACUUAACCGCCGCUGCAGCUGCUGCCGCAGCCGCCGCUGCCACUUCGACACUUUGCCAACACAAUCAACAGCAAACUAAUACACAACAGACCACAAGUUCAAUAAACUUGAGCUUGGCCGCACCGGGCGGUAUGCCACCGAAUGGCAGCGGCAGCAGUCUCAUAGGCAGUAUUAACAGCAGCAACAAUACAAGUAGUUCAAGUAGCCGCUUUCUGAGUUUGGCAACUACAGGUGCGUCCGCUUCCAAUAUACUCGAAGCACCGAAACCACAAAAAACACUACAGUCUACAUUGACGCUACCGCAACCCGUGCCACCACCGUCCACAGCUGCGUUGCCGCCACCGCCGUCGCUGAUCCUACCGCCCGCAGCAUUGAAAAUCGAAGAAUGGAGUGCGACGGAUUUUAUGGCGGCUGCGGCGGUAGCAGCUGGAAAACCCCAUCAUGCGAGUUUGGGCACGACGCCGACUUUGAAUUUCGAUGGUCGCGAUAAAACGACUACAAACACAACGAAUCUGUUGGAUUUACACAAUGCCGCAGCAGCUAAUGCUCAGGCAUUGAAUUUAAUGCGUUUGCCGACCCCUCCAACGUCGGCGACCAUGGAGUCGGCGGCUGCAGCUGCUAGCGGGCCACAGUUGCAACCACAAAUACUAUUUCAGACCACAUCGACACCAUCGCCAGCUUUGCUCAAUUUGUCGGCAUCGUUACAGCGCGGUACUGCUAGUAACGUUGCUGGCGCAACUACAACUGUGACACCCACAGGUAUUUUCAUAAAUGGUGGUGGCACUACGGGACCGCCGACCGCAAUUUCGACCACUAUCGGUCCACCAACGCCAUUGGGGGAUGAGACGACGGCAAUCAAUUUUAAAACAAGUCCAGUAGAAGCUGCUCCGCCGCAGUCGGUGAGUGGAAUUGUGGUGGGUGUGCCGCGUGCAAUAAACAACAGUGGUCCAGCGCCUCAAUCAGGUCCACCGCCACAAAUGCAAGAUGUUAAUAUACAAACCGAUACGCCGGUCUGUAGUGAUGACGAGAACUCAACGUGUCCGCUUGCCAUACAACAGCAACAGUUGCACACUGCACAGGCGAAUUCGAUGAAUUCGCCGAGUUACAACAAUGAUGGCGAAGUACACGAGCCUUUGGAGUUGACAAAGCAGAGUUGUCACAAUGCUGGAGUGCAUCGCUCCGAUGCUGAUGAACUACCCAUAACAACAACGCCAACCACAACCACGACAGAAACAAAUAAUAUUGUGUGCCAUAACACAGCCAACGCCACGGCGAAUGGGGAAGCUGAAAGUUACGAAGUUGUAACCCAACAACCUCCACCAUCGUCUUCAGCUGGUGAAAUCGUUCCAAUGCUUCCAGGUAAUGAACCAGUUCAUUACAAUGAACAUCAACACCAACCGCAGCAAUCCGGCCCAGAAGAUCUAACCGGUCUGGAGCUGCUAUCUAACAUCAGCACUAGUACGCUGGCAAAUAAAGGUAUCGGCGUAGGCGCUGGUAUGACAAUGGUGCGUGUCAAGCAGGAACCACUCGACCACAUGGACGUACCCGUUUCUUCAAUGAGCGAUGAAUUGUCAUCAUCAACAGUCGUGCCAUCCUUACCGUCACAAAUACCACAAUUUAUCACCCAGCAAUCGGAAGUACCGCAGCCGGUUUCGGGCAGCUGCGACUCCUGUGUGCCCAGAGAGGCUGAAAUGCAGAGACAACCAACACCGUUGCCCUUGCUGGCCCAUUCGCUCCCACCCGCACCUUCAUCGAAUGUGCCCACAACGGUAGUAGAGCCCCUGGGUGGUUUGAAUUUGCUAUGUGCUCUAGCUGAACAACGCAUCCAAGAAGAAGUUCAGAGUAGUGGAGGCAAUUUGUUCGCUGAAAGCGAGUCGCCGCCACUAUCACGCUCCACUUCAUCAUUCGGCCGUCAAGAGACGCCUGAAUUACAGAACCAUUCACAUCCGUCGCGUUUGGAACAAUCUUCGUUUCCCUCAAUGGAAGGUAUCGAGCUGCCUUCGACGAGUGGUCUUGGUCUCGGUAUUGGUGGCAGCGGUGGCGUAGAACCGCCAGUCAAGCGCAAAAAGCACAAACAUUCCAAAUCAUCAAAAUCAUCUUCGUCAUCAACACUGGCUGGUGCUGGCAAGAAGUCGCAGCGCUGCUCGAAGAAAAGCAAGAAGAAAUAUGCCAAGGAGAAGCGUAAACACAAGCAACAACAACAACAAUUGUUGGCAUCUGCUGCUGCCGCAGCGGCCGCGUCUGCCUCCGCUUCUGACGAUGUCGACUUUGAGGACGAACAAUUACAACAAGAAUUGAAGGGCGCCUUUAACCGUAUCGAUCCCAACUUUCAAUUGCGUUUCGGUCAGUGGGCCAAUGCACAAGAGAUAUUCGAGUUGAUGGAGAGUGAUAUGCGUUUGCGUUUAGCGGAAAUAACGCGUCAGUAUCGCAAGAAAAAGAGAAAGCUCGAUGAGAUAUCCAAAAAUAAGAAAAAGAAAAAAUGUGCAAAAUUACUUGCCGCGCAACAACUGCAACAACAACAGUCCACACUUUCACUGUCUUCAUUGAGUACUGGCAGUGUUGGUGGUGGUCUCUCCUGCAGUACGUCUGGUGGCACAUCUUUACCACUCUGUGAUUACAAGUUUCCGAAAUUCUCGACUAAUAGCGGUGUGGUUGGUGCUACAUCGACGCCUUACUUGAAUCGUUCCAGUUUUCUACGCUUCGGCGAGAAACCGCCAUCCGCCACGCCCACACUUCCACAUGCACAAUUUCCGCCCCCUGAAUGCGACAAUUCAGAAGACAACAACACACUUUCGGCCAGCAGCUCCACGGGCCCAUCCAUGCCCAUUUAUAAACCAGUGCGAUUAGGCCCCAGCGCUUUAGCGGGUGCUGUUGCGGCGGCAUCACUUGGCGUUGACAUUCGGAAUAGUGGCACACCACAGCGUCAUGCGCAAAAGCACACAUCUGCGGAUAAAUCCACAAGCUCGGCUAUAGUAUGCAAAGAACCGAAGUUAAUGGUCGGUGUGACGUCAACAUCUGCUUCGGCUGCCUCCAAUAGACGUUUGAAAGAGGCGCACUCUUCUUCGUCCGAGGAACAGAGUCCGGCUAGUGUAUCUUCAGCGCUAAUACAAAAACUAGGAACGAACGUUAAGCAACAGACUUCUAAGCAACAACGACAGGAACAGCAUCUCUCACCUGUGACUCAAACCUCCCAGUCGCCGCAGUCCCAACAACAAGCAUACCGAAAAGCGAUAGACCCACGCGAUCACCAAUUAAUGCUGACAAGUGAUCAUUUAUAUAGAAAGGAAACGCGUGUGCUGACCGACAUGGGUGGUCUCUUUUAUGCCGGUGUGAUGAAACCACUUCAACCGCCUGACGUGUACGCAAUAACAUUGGAUGGCGAACGCGGUAAUAAGUCGCAUAUAAUGUCGCGUGAGGAGAUCUUCAAGGAUACUAUUCUGGAAGUGGCGCCCAAAUCUGUGGAGAGUGUACCUGUUGGCACACGACUUUGUGCCUAUUGGAGUCAGCAGUAUCGUUGUCUUUAUCCCGGUCGUGCUAUUGAGUCUGAAUCGUCUGAUGAUGGUGAAACACCCAACGAUUCUGUUAGCGUGGAAUUUGACGAUGGCGACAGUGGGCGCAUACGUCUACAGAAUAUACGCUUACUCCUAAGUGAUUAUCCCAUUGUGGUUUCAUUGAAAAAAGGGUCGGAAAUUUUGGGUCAAAGUUUAGUGGAUGAUGAAGAGAUUUCUUCGCUUCCGAAAAAGUACAACGAUAAUCCCCUCUACUCUUUAGGCAAGCACAAGAAGUCGAGCUCAUCUGCCCGUACCGCCAACGGCUCCGGAAGCAGUCACAAUUCCAAUGAUGCUCACGAAAACAUUUCUACAUUUGCACUCCCCGAUAUGCCAGCCAUGGCGCCGUCGACAUGCAGCAGCGAACCGCCAACACAAAGUGCAAAAGACAUCAGUGCCCAACGUAAGGAGAAGAAACGCAUUAAGAAUCUGAAGAAGAAAACACAAGCAGCAGCAGCGCUGGCAGCAAAUGCAAGCGCAAAUACUAAUGCGUCCACGGUGACAGUUAAUGGUGGGCUACCGUCAGUCGCGUCCACUGUGAAUGGCACAAAUGGUGUGGACGAUGCCGCCGAGAGUAAUCGCAAACACCACAAACAUAAAAAACGCAAAAAGCACAAGAAACAUCAUCACCGCAAGGCGAAUGGUGAAUGUGAAGCGAUUAACGGUGCUAAUAAUACGUUCGUAAUCAAAAACGCCGGUUUGACGACUAGUGGCAGCUUCUUGACGUCCACACCGACCACUUACAGAGGUAAACGAGAAUACGCUGCAACAGUUGGUGAUAAUCACAGCAACAAUACGCUAAUGGAAACUGAUGUCGAUGACAUUGUCGAAGAACACGUCGUGCCAGAAGUGGCGCGAAUGGCUCAAACACAGGGUGGCGCCUUCCAAGCAGUGGCCGGUCACAGCAAGUCACAAACGCAAAGCGCAUCGGCUUGCCUGCCCGCUGCGACUGCAAUUAAGAUGGAAACUGCGCCGUCGACGGCGGCGUCAAAUGCUAAAGUAAAAACUGAGCAUUUGGAUAUGGAGGAGGAGAGCACCUCAAAUAUGAUGUCCGAGCUAUCGGAUGAGAACAAAUGUGAUGAUGAGGAGGUGGAGCAUAAUAAUUCGAAGGGCAGCAAAAUUGCCGCUUUCCUGCCGGAGCGACAGCUCUGGGGUUGGCAGGGUAAAGCUUAUCGUAAAGCUGGUAUUAAGGGCAGAGCCCGCAAACAAUUCUAUAAAACAAUCAAAAGGGGAAAAGAAACAAUAACUGUUGGGGAUUGUGCAGUAUUUUUAUCAACUGGUAGACCAGAUAGGCCAUAUAUUGGACGCAUUGAAUCCAUGUGGGAGACAACGUCCAGCAAUAAAGUAGUGCGUGUUCGAUGGUUUUAUCAUCCUGAAGAGACAACGGGCUGUCCGAAUCUUAAAUAUCCGGGCGCUUUAUUUGAAUCACCACACGAGGACGAAAACGACGUCCAGACAAUAUCGCAUCGCUGUGAAGUACUACCGUUUGAGCGUUAUUUCGCUAAAUUCGGAGCCGAUUCGAAGCAAUAUCAAUCCAUUUAUGAUAAUAACGAUACAUACUACUUAGCGGGCUAUUAUAAUCCGCGAGUCCAGGUGCUCAAUCUGCAGGAGGAGAUACCAACGCUUAAAGCAGAGCAACAGCAGCCGCAGCCGAAACAGCUUGAGCAGCAGCCAUUGCAGGAACAGCAACAACAACAAAACGAUAUAGAUAUAGAUAACAUAAACGCGGUUGUUGAUUAAUGUAUAAGAUGAAAGUAGUAACUUGAGGCCCAAGGAAUCACAUUAAAACACUAAUUACUUUUAAGAAGCACACACAAAACAAUAAAUGAAUUGAAAAAUAUGUAUGAAUAUGUAAAAAAUUAAAGUAUAUAUAUAUAUAUGCAUAUAC
Bactrocera tryoni is the source of this 8343-nucleotide messenger RNA. It is a transcript of the gene wge, whose product is annotated as protein winged eye. The transcript is spliced from 11 exons. Lineage: Eukaryota; Metazoa; Arthropoda; Insecta; Diptera; Tephritidae. Bases 1632 to 8195 code for a protein of 2187 amino acids. The record is from RefSeq and is a predicted model, not a curated record. Gene Ontology annotation, molecular function: chromatin binding.